AUGGACUGUAGACUACGCCAUCAUUCUAGCAAAAUCCGCACUGGUGUCUUCCUUGCGGCGGCGUUUCUCGUCGCACAAGCCAGCGGCCUCGCAUUGGACGCGGGUUAUGCAGCCUCGACGCAGUAUGACCCUGCUGUCGUACAGGCCUUGGGGGGCCCGGGAAGACCGCCGACAAAUGACCCCGCCUUCACAUGUAAGGCACUGGGCAUAGCUCUUGGCGGAGGUGACACCGCGGUCGUCUCCCCGUCUUCCGGCGGCGCAUACGACGCGGCCAGGGAGAUAAACUACUCCGAGACCUGCUGGUUGCCAGCAGGCUGCAUUGUCAGCCCCAAGGACUCGCGCCAGACGGCCAGAGCGAUCAGCAUCAUCGGACAGCUCCAGACCAAGUUUGCGGUGCGCGGUGGUGGCCACAACGACAACCCGGGAUUCGCCAGCGUCGAUGGCUCGGGCGUGCUCAUCAGCCUCUCCAACCUCACCACGAUGGCCCUGGCCAGCGGCGGCGGCUCGGUCACCGUAGGCGCUGGGAGCCGCUGGGACGCCGUGUACACAUAUCUCUCCGCCAAAGGUCUCGUCGCUGUCGGGGGACGAGUCGGCAUGGUCGGCGUGGGGGGCUUCCUCUUGGGUGGAGGCGUUAGCUACCAUACCAGCCAGUAUGGCCUUGGGAUGGACAAUGUCAAAAGCUUCGAGGUGGUCCUGAGCAGUGGUCGCAUCGUCACCGCGUGCGCGUCCGAAUACGCUGACCUCUACAAAGGGCUUAGGGGAGGUGCUGCAAACUUUGGUAUCGUCACCGCGUUUGAACUGUACACCUACCCGUCUGGCCCCCUGAACUAUGAGGUGCGCCAGUACGGAUUCAACCAGAGCCGCCAGGCCCUACAGGCCCUCGCAAGCUAUCAGUUGGACGGGCAGAAGGAUCCGUUGUCCAGGGUCGACCUCACCAUCUCGUCGACCGCCUGCACCGCCCUCCUUCUCUACCUCAAGCCCGUGUCCCACGCGCCGGCCUUCAGGGCAUUUGGCAGCAUACCAUCGUACAAGCAGCUGAUGCCUCCCACCAAUGGCAGUCUCGUCGGAAUGCUGGCAUUGGGCAGGCUGGCCUUCCCCCAGGCUCAUGUCCGGUCCUACGGGGAGACCUUCAGCCACAAGGUCGACGCCGCCUUCGCGGUCGAGGCCCACGAGAUCUUCCGCGCCGAGACGGCCAACCUGCCCCCCGGGGCCGAGGCGACCUGGGUCCCCAUCGCCGUCGGCGCGACCGCCGCAGAGAUGGGCCGGCGCAACGGGGGCAACCUGCUCGGCCUGUCCGCCGUCCCGCAGCAGUGGCACGAGUGGUACCUCCAGUGGGAGGACGCCGCCCACGAUGACCAGCUCCGCGCUCUGGGGGCUGCCAUAACGGCCAAGCUGACAGCGGCGGCGAGGGCGAGGGGUGUGCUCCUGCCGUACCUUUUCAUGAAUACCGCCAGCGCCGAGCAACAGGUGCUUCAGAGCUUUGGCCGCGGCAACGUCGAUCAUAUCAAGCGUGUCGCCGCCAAGUACGACCCGGGCCAGGUUUUUCAGAAGCUGCAGAACAAAGGGUUUUUGAUUAGGGAUAUUUAA
This is a messenger RNA of Diaporthe citri, 1587 nucleotides long. RefSeq lists its product as uncharacterized. Gene Ontology annotation, molecular function: FAD binding. The record is from RefSeq and is a predicted model, not a curated record. The transcript is spliced from 5 exons. Bases 1 to 1587 code for a protein of 528 amino acids. NCBI's taxonomy places the organism in Eukaryota, Fungi, Ascomycota, Sordariomycetes, Diaporthales, Diaporthaceae.